Ficedula albicollis (Collared flycatcher) is the source of this 5804-nucleotide messenger RNA. RefSeq names its product neutral cholesterol ester hydrolase 1 (gene NCEH1). The record is from RefSeq and is a predicted model, not a curated record. The transcript has 10 exons. The coding region runs from base 1 to 1644 and encodes 547 amino acids. NCBI's taxonomy places the organism in Eukaryota, Metazoa, Chordata, Aves, Passeriformes, Muscicapidae. Gene Ontology annotation, molecular function: hydrolase activity.
AUGGGUACAGGGAGUCAGCAGUGGGCACGGGGUGCCAGCAGUGAGUACGGGGUGUCAGCAGUGGGUACAGGGGCCAGGUGUGGGGGUACGGGGGUCAGGUGUGGGUACAGGGUUCAGGUGUGGGGUGUCAGCAACGGGUAUGGGGUGCCAAGAAUGGGUACAGGGAGUCAGCAGUGGGCACGGGGUGCCAGCAGUGAGUACGGGGUGUCAGCAGUGGGUACAGGGGCCAGGUGUGGGUACAGGGUGCCAGCAGUGGGUACGGGGUGUCAGCAGUGGGUACGGAGUACCAGCAGUGGGUACGGGGUGCCAGGAGGCAGCACUGCAGAUGAGGAUGCCUUUGUUGGCCGAACGCGCGAUGGAGGCGCUCCGCCGCCCCGCGCCCCGUGUGUCCGCACAGCCCGUUCCCCCGGGAGCCCCCGCCCGGCCCGGGCAGCCCCGGGCGCGGUGAUGCUCCGCGGCAGCGCUCGCCCGGCGUGCCCGGCCGCGGGGCGCGGCGGCUCGGCGCUGUCUCCGCGGCGGCAGCGGAGCGGGACAGCCCCGGGUGUCGCCCUGUCCGUCCGUCUGUCCGUCCGUCCGUCCGUCCGGCGAGCGCCGCUCGGCACCGGCCGCUGCCAGCGCUGCCCGGGGCUCCCGGCACAGCCUGACCGCGUGCGGCUCGGUCUGGUGCGCGGCUUGCCGGCUCGUGGUCAGGAAAAAAGAGGUAAAUUGCCCAAAAUGCACACAAACAGGUCAGUCUGGACACUGUGGUCCUUUGGCUGCCCUUUUGUCAGUCCUGGUGCACCAUCCAGGGCAUGGGAACAGUGUCACCUGAUUCACUAUCUGAGACUCAGCCAUCAUUUGAUAGUUCUGAAUUAUUUGAUUUGCACCUUUGACAAGCUGAAGUCUGUCUCCUCUGAAGAUGUUAAAAUCACGGAUGCAGUUUUUGAUGGCGUGGAAGUGAGAGUGUUUGAACCUCCUGCGAAGGGAGAUGAAAGCCUCAAGCGCAGCGUUGUUUACAUCCAUGGAGGGGGCUGGGCCUUGGCUAGUGCAAGAACAAGCCUUUACAACAAUCUCUGCAGAAUCAUGGCUGAAUCUCUGAAUGCUGUUGUUGUCUCUGUUGAAUACAGGCUGGUGCCUGAGGUGUGCUUCCCCGAGCAGUACCACGAUGCUCUUCGUGCAACAAAGCAUUUCCUGCAGCCUGAUGUCUUAGCUGAGUAUUCAGUGGACCCCAGUCGAAUUGCAAUCUCUGGGGACAGUGCAGGAGGGAAUUUGGCAGCUGCUGUGUGCCAGCAGCUCAGCAAAGACGAGGAUUUGCCCGUCAGGCCCAAACUGCAGGCCUUGAUUUACCCCGUCCUGCAGGCCUUCGACUUCAACACGCCCUCCUACCAGCAGAACAUGAACAUGCCCGUGCUGCCCCGCUACGUCAUGGUCAACUACUGGAUCGACUACAUCAACGCCUACGUGCUGACCUGCGAGAACGACGUGCUGCGCGACGACGGCGCCAUGUACGCCGCGCGCCUGGAGCGCGCCGGAGUGCCCGUCACCCUCGACCACUUCCACGACUGCUUCCACGGCUGCAUGAUCUUCACCGUGUGGCCCACGGAUUUCUCGGCCGGCGUGCAGACCAGGAACAGCUACAUCAAGUGGUUGGAUGAGAAUCUCUGAAGGGGAGGGCCCCCCUGGAUGCACGGUGGGUGUGUGGCGGAAGAGCAAACAAUCGAAAAGUGCACUUUUCUCAGUUCUGACUUCACCGUUUGGCUGCAGCUGCUGGGGGUACAGACCACUGGCUGCAGCGUUUUCUAGCUCCAUUGGCCUUGCCCAUUUUGAGAAGUAUUUCUUUUUCAAACCAAUCUUUUUUCCGCUUUUUCCCAGAUGUUUAUUGCCAAACAUAAACAUGUGUUGAGCAGGGAGAUCAGGAUUCCUGCAGGAUUCUUACCUGGCUGCAACCUUCAAGCUUUAUUAAUUAGGUACAAAGGCCCUGCCUUUCAAGUGAUGUGAGAUAAAUCCUAACACAUACAUCUACUUCUGAAUACAUAAAAAACAUGAGCUAGUUUACAGCAGUGUUGAGCAUCUGAUGUCACAGUGAGAACACUCACCUUGGACAGCAGGGCCAUGCAUUUGAGUAACAAGCACGGAUUUAGGUGUUGGCUUUUUGCCACAGACAAAUGGCUCAUUUAAAUUUUUAAAAAUAUUUUUCACGAAAGCUCUUCUAGACAGUUAAAUUGAUGCUAGAUGAGUCUCUUAGCCAAACCUAUAAUUCAGCUUUGGAAUUUGGUCUUUACCACCUUUUAAUAAAUGCAUUUUUAGAAGGUACAGGACUAAAUAUAUUUUCAAUAAAAGGUAUGAUAGCAUACACACAAAUAGGUAAGAUAAAAUAUUAUGUGUAGCAGCAGAAUGCAGGUUUCCUGUGUGAGUGACCUUCAAAGCUGACUACUUACUUGGCUAAAGAAUGUGACUUACCUGUGCUUAAAGCCUCAGUUGUACAACCUCCUUACAGAAAAUAUUGACCUUACUACAAAUAGUCUGCUGUGUGGUUUGCACUAAUGUUUGUAAUUAAUAGUAGAAGUUUUUGUUCAUUGACUUCUAUUUUGUUUGUAGUUUUUAUUGUAUUUCCUGCUUCAUGAAAGGAGGACAGCAAGCAAAGAGAAGUGGGCUCCAAUCUAUACAGAAGAUUUAAUUCUGAGCUUUGCAGCUGAACUUUGUCUGUCUUGUAGCCUGCUCUAGGUGAGGUGAUCUCACUACUGGGCAGCAAAUCUGUGCAGUUUGAGCCAGUCUAAAGUUCAGACAGGCAGGACAGGGGAGUGAAGCCACUUUGUGACUGACUGUUGUCCAGGCUGCUCACAGCUUGCAGAAAUGAAGGUGGUGUCAAAAGUAGGCACAGAGGAGAGAGUGGGAGAUCAAAUUCCUCCUCAGCUUUACCACAGACUUCCUGUGGGUCCCCAGCAGAACAACAUCAUCUCCUUACACCCCACUGCUGCAAGGGAGGGAGUGAUUUCCUACCUCACAAAGGAGCUGUGAAGCUGAACUCUGAGGCGUGUGUGAACCACAUGGAUGUGAACAUGACUGCAGGCACUCAGCAGCUCCCAUGGCUUUUGACUUUCCAUCCUACUCCAAGUGCUGCCUCAGAGCAGCCUGUCCCACACCAGGGAUGCUGCUGGGCUCGGGUCCUGCUGAGCAGUUUGCUCCCCUCUGUCCUGGUUCCUGCCAGGAACCCUAAGGUGAGGCUUCUUGGCCCCUGGAGAUCAUGACAAAGACAAUUUCAUUAAAGCAUUCCUUACAGCAGGAUUCUGAAAAGUCCUUUAAAAAACCCCAUCAGGUACUGGUAGAUCAAACUGCCUUCAUUUCAAAUAUACACAGAGCAGCCCCCUUUCACUGGGAUUUAAAUUAAAUAGGAGAAUGGCUUUGCUGAAUCACUGCUUCCUGGAAACACCAGGUUGCUAACCUGGUUGUGUGUAUUAAGAAAAACCAUUAAUGAGACAAGGCCUGGAUGUCAGCUCAGUCAUGCAGGCCAAAACUCAUUCCCAGCAUAGUUCACACAGAGAUCACAAGGCAAAGCUUUUUCAACAGUGGCCCAGAUUCUCCUUCCAUUUAGCAUUUACAAAGACUUGCUGGAAUUAGAGCAACCAAGUGACAAUCUGAAUCAGAAUAAAUUUUGAUCAAGAAAUCAAAUUAACACUGCAGAGGAAUUCAAAAUUUUUAUCUGGAUUUAAACCCCUUCCUCCUUUUACCCAUAAACACAACUUCAUAGAUUGUAUGCUCUAAACAGCAACCAAAGUUACGUCCAUUCGAGUUACUAAUCUGCCCCAGGGUCCUUUCCCUUUAUAUGGAGACAGCUACAUUUACCUGACUUUAAACCAUGACUAAAAUAGUAAAAAAAAAACCAAACCACUAUACUUAGUUACAACAGCAGGUUUCUUCCUGAAUUUCCCGCUUAAAGAGUAAACCCAUGUCAGAAAAGAUAUAAUUUAUAUCUACUCACUGUCAUUAGCAUAAUAUGUAGAUAUACUGUGAUUAUACGUCAUAGUAUAACUGUAGUACUGGAAGAAAAUUGUUAAUAUUCCUAUAAAUCUUAUAAUAAUUAAGUUUCCUGAGAGUUUUCUGCAAAGCUUUAGCUCAGCAUUUGUUUAUAGAUAAGUUAUAAAUAUGUUACGAACCUAAAACAUAAUUGCUGCUGGUUUUUUUUUAACUGAAAGGGAGAGUUUGAAUAUAUAUAUAUAUAUAUAUGUGUGUGUGUGUGUAUAUAUAUAUAUAUAUAUUCAUGGAGUUGGUUGUAAAUUUCCUUCAUGCACUGAAGCACAUUAAAGUCUUGGCACAAGGAAUGGUGAUAAGUUUGUAACUGGAGUGAACGUGUUUACGAAGCCGUCAGCAGCCUGGUGCGAUAGCCGAGAUCACAGCACCACGUGGAUGUGAUGUGCAGUAUUAACUACUUCUGUCAAAGCAUCUGGACUACUUUCAUCUUGCAGCCAUGUGGUUUAAUGCCUGAGAGCUGCAGAGAUACCUGAGGGAUCCUACAACAUGGGGAAAAAGAGGUCUGAGUUGCAGCUCUGAAAGACCUUUAGUGCACAGCCGCACAAGACACUGAUCAAAUUCAGCGUAAACCUUGAAGCGAGUGCUAGUCCCACCCCAGCUUUGCUCCUGCUGUGCUUUGUCCUCAUUUGCACACAGUCCCCAUGCCCCAAACUGGAAGUUUAGGGUUGUUUCCAGCUGUGCUGCUGCAAGCUCCCAGGAGCUGCCUCAGGGAUACAGAAAGCAGAUGCCUGAUAGCAAGGGAUUAAAAUUAAUCCGUUUCACAACACCUGGAUUUGUUCCUGCAUUUUCCUGCGUCUCCAAGUGUUUCCUCAGGCACAUCUUGCACCUUCAUCCCUUGGUUAUGUCACAAAGCAGUUUAGGGCACUUGGCACGUUGUAGGAUCAGAGCAAGUGUUUGUACAGUAUUUCACCUGUGCACGGCAGAGUCUUUUUAGAGGAGAUGUUCAGUAAGUUUCUUUUCUUACCAUGAUUUUGGCUAGGUACCUUUUGUAGGUAGCUUUUCUUCCCCUUCUACAAUUAGACCUUACCCCUCUAUUGCAAAAAUACCUUGUUCCUGAGGGCUAUUGAAGAAUUCAGAAAACAGCUUAAAAAAAAAAUAAAUCAACUUGCAUAACAGAACCUGUAGUCAUUCUUAUCCUUCUUUUGUAGACCUAAUAACUAUAUUAGUGAGUCCCCAGUAUUUUGGCUGGUAUUUGCAGGAUUAGAUGGAGAUUUUUGUCUCCCUAGCUGAGGAUCUCUUAAAGGAUGGGUGUUCAACAUUUCUGGAAGCCCAGAUCUCUUUCAAGAGGUUUCAUGAUGCAUAAAGAUCACAAAUAAGUUGAAUUUCCUGACUUUCAUCUAAGUAAUUCCAAAACUGUAUUCUCAGUCAAAGCAGAAAAGCCAUUGUGAGUUUUAACCCCUACAAACUAAAUAGAAAUUCUUCGUCUUUAAAACACUAUUUUGUAAUAUUUGGGCCUCAAUAUUUUUUAAUCUCGUACCAAACUUUACUAGAAACUUUUAAAAAUAAAAACAUUGGAAGCAGGUAAACUUGAGUUAAACCUUUUAAGCUGCUAUGAUCUGUAACAAUGAUAUUGCUUAAAAAAAUAAAUCUAAAAUCAGCUGGUUUAAUGUUCUCAUAUUUAUGAUGUUCAAAAGCCCAACAUACAACAUACUUGAUGUGAAUGCAUUCAAUACCUUAUGUAUGACUGGUUUUUGCUUUUUGUCCCAGAGCAGGGGAAAGAUGUGUAAGAUCUCAUUACCAAGUGUACUUUGAGAUGUGCUAUCAAAAUGAAGAACAAAUAAAUAAAGUGAAAUAGA